CGACGAUUCGCCCUGAUUCAUACGUAUACCCCAACUGCGCGACUCGUAAACAAACAGUCCGUCCUCCACCACGGUGGACGUGUAAAGCACAACACUAGAGGGUCAUCUGCGGCACCAAGGCAUUAUACGUGCAGUAGUUGUUUGCGUACGAGCUUGAUUUGUACACGUAUCGGAGAUCUCGGUCCUGGACAUAUAUCCCCCGUCUGCAAACCUGUGGCAACAUGGCGUCUCCUGUAGCGGACCUUGAAGCUGGCCUCCAGGCCAUGCUUAGCCUGAAGCCUCCCGGUGUCUCGGGCUCGCGCAUCACCAGCCUGACUUCGUUAUGCGUCGCCAAUAUUGAGUCCGAAUCAGUGCUCAUUCAGAAAAUCUACACCCAUUUCAAAAAGGCCCCCGGAACUCAUAAGCUCGGUGUCCUCUAUGUUGUAGACUCGGUGACGCGCAAAUGGCUUGAGCAGGCAAAGUCGCAGGGGCAAGCAAUAAACAGCUCUGCCUCGGACGGGACCUACGCUGCUGGCGUGAACAGAGUGACAGAAUUGAUGCCCGCGCUCAUGAACGAUAUCCUUCAGUCGUGCCCCGAGCCCCAAAAGGAAAAAAUCAAGAAACUGCUUGAUAUCUGGGAAAAGGGGCAGACUUUUCCACCCUCCAUGGUAGCAUCUUUCAGAGAGCAGAUUGCCGCCCCGGCACCUGCGUCGACAACGCCUCCAGGUAGCCCUCCAGCUGGCUUGAUCGCGUCUCUACAGGGCCGUGCACCAUCGUCGGCCCCGGCCCCAGCAAGUCCGGCUGCCAGUGCUGCCCCAGCAGUUGGCGAUGCACAGUCUAUCCUGGCCGCUCUCAGCAGACUGAAGGCUGGGCAAGAAAACUCUUCCUCGCAAAGUGCUCCCAAUGUCCCGGCUCCUGCGCCGACCUAUUCUAUUCCUCAGCCUGGUGUGUCGCAAGCAACGCCUCCCGUAGCUCAGUCGCCAUGGUCACAACCACCUCCGCAACAACGACCAACGCACCAAGGUGCUCCAUCGUAUCCCCCAAGCACCCUUCCCGGGGCGCUGCCAUUCAACAUGCCCCAGAUCCCGGGGCAGCAGGGUCUCCCCGCUGGCAUGCCUACUUUCCCAGGAAACCAAGCAAUGCCGCCCUUCCCUGGAGCAGCAGCACCCGCUAUGCCUCCACUACCAGCAGCCGCCACGGCUGGAAUCGACCCCAGUAUCAUCGCUGUGAUCAAGACUCUGUCGGAGCGUGGUGUUCCCGCUGACCAGAUUGCGACCAUUGUGCAGAGCAUGAGUGGCGCACAGGGCCAGCAACAGCCUCCCGCGCAGCAGGCCCCCGCUGCGAACCCAUAUGCAAGCUGGCAAGCGCCAGCAGCGAAACCGGAUGGCUGGCGAGGGCAGAGCAACGGAGCGAGGUCCCCUGGGUACGGACAACGUUCUCGAUCACGAUCACCUGAUCGUGGCUGGGGCAACAGAGGGUCCCCACGCAACGGGCAUGGCGGACGUGAUAGCUAUGGCCGUGAGGAUGGCAAGCGAGACUCUCCUCGAGGGGGCCGACGAGGCAACGACUAUCGCGAUCGCAGCCCUCCCAGGAGACGAGGAGACAACGAUCUCCCACCUCCCAACAACCAAUGGGUCGACUUUGACCCGGAGCUGCCUAAGGAUCACAUCAAGGUCUUUAGCAGGACACUUUUUGUCGGAGGUGUUACUUGCCCAGAGCACGAGCUGCGCUCCAUGUUUAGCAAGUACGGUACGGUGCAAACGUGCAUCGUCAACAAGGACAAGCGCCACGCCUUUGUCAAGAUGAUCUCGCGCAAGGAUGCCGUCGCUGCGAAGAAUGCGACGCAGGACUCCCGCGAUACCGACAUGCCCCUCCGGACGAGGUGGGGUGUCGGCUUCGGUCCCCGCGACUGCAGUGACUACUCCAGCGGCGUCUCGAUCAUUCCUGUCCACCGCCUGACGGAGGCCGAUGUUAAGUGGAUGCUCACGGCUCCCUACGGUGGCAGCGGCGGUCGCGAGAUCAAGACCGGUCUCGUGGUUGAGGAGCCUGAUAUUGAGAUUGGCGCGGGUGUAUCUUCCAAGGCCAUCAGCCGGCGCAUGCAGACGGACAAGGGCGGCGCCACCGGGCCCAAGUCCACGCGCCAUCGCGAGUCGGAUAGUGGCUGGCCUCGUAGGGACAACAACAACAACAAUAACAACAACAACCGACGAGACGAUGAUAGGGGCCAGCAGCAACAGCAGCAGCAGCCACAACAACAGCAGCAAGGCGGCAACAUGCCUUUUCCCUUUGGCAUGGGCAGCCUGCCCAGUGGCAUGCCCAACUUCCCAAGUGGCUUCUUCCCCGAUAUGAACGCUGGUGGACAGCAAGGAGGUUGGCAGAGGUGAAGAGAGGUG
Messenger RNA from Emericellopsis atlantica, 2372 nucleotides. RefSeq lists its product as uncharacterized. Bases 222 to 2363 code for a protein of 713 amino acids. Gene Ontology annotation, molecular function: RNA binding. Gene Ontology annotation, cellular component: nucleus. The transcript has 5 exons. The record is from RefSeq and is a predicted model, not a curated record. Lineage: Eukaryota; Fungi; Ascomycota; Sordariomycetes; Hypocreales; Bionectriaceae.